AUGUCUUCCAAAGUUCAAUCCAAAGGCUCCAAAGCCAAGGACCACCAGCCCUCAGCCCAAGAGAGUCUGCCACCCCCAGAGGCCAAUGCUGAAGCCAUCCACUUCCUCAACUCCCUCCGGCAAGAGGAGCUGCUGAUGCUAUUCUUCUCGGAGACUCUGGUCAUGGUCUCGGACACAGGGGAGCCACAGGGAGAGCUGACCAUUGAGGUGCAGAGAGGGAAAUACAAAGACCAGUUUGGUGUCACGGCGUACGUCCCAUUUGUGCAUGCCUUUAGCCGUGGCUUCAUGGACAAAAUCCUCUGCGGAAACUCCAUUCUGGGCUAUCUCUCGUGGAAACUGGAGGUUGUGGAACAACAUAAUCAGGAGUUCAUCGAGUUCCACGUCCUCCCCGUGGAACGGAAGAUGAGUUUGCUGAAGCAGGAUGAUCAGCUGGCCGUGACCAGAAUCAUCAAGGAGGGUGAGGAAGUGAAGACCGAAGCGACUUUCUUCCCCUGGCACUCCAUUGCGGGCUUCGUCUCCCAGGCUGCCAACCUGGUGUUGCUGAGGGUGAUGGCCUGGCGGCAGACAGUGCCCAGCAACGCCCGUUUCCUGGCCUUGGACACCGAGGGCAAACUCUGCUAUUCCACUUACCAAGGCCUGGGCUCCCAGACGAUCCAGGUGGGCCAUCAGCAGGUGGAAGUGUUCAUUGUGGAGCAGACUGUACACUCGGAACAGGGCAUCCCCGUGUCCUGCCAGUUUUACCUGCUCUCUGAUGGGCACCUGGCCAAGAGGAUCCAGGUGGGCUCCCCGGGGUGCUGCAUGAUCACCAAGGUGCCCAUCUUGAGGGAAAAGGAUGAUAUUGAGCCUCACCCAGUGUUUGAGAAGAAACCCCUGGUGUGGGAGGAGGACAUGGAGCUCUACUCGAGGUUCGUGGACCGGAAGGAGGAGCUCCGUCUCAGCCACAACAGCUAUCUGCGGCAGCACCCCGAGGCCCAGGCGCUCAUCUCCGACUUCCUGCUCUUCCUGCUGCUACGCCAGCCGGCCGAUGUGGUCACCUUCGCCGCCGAGUACUUCGGCCGCUUUGCGAUGCGACGCCCGCCCACUCCCGCCUUGCGCUCCUCCAACGGGCCCUGCCCCUUCCACGAGCUGGAGCCGGAGGGCCUCGAGGGCGAGGAGGGCUAG
Messenger RNA from Mesoplodon densirostris (Blainville's beaked whale), 1161 nucleotides. It is a transcript of the gene CATIP, whose product is annotated as ciliogenesis associated TTC17 interacting protein. Gene Ontology annotation, biological process: actin filament polymerization; cilium organization. The transcript is spliced from 10 exons. Lineage: Eukaryota; Metazoa; Chordata; Mammalia; Artiodactyla; Ziphiidae. The record is from RefSeq and is a predicted model, not a curated record. Bases 1 to 1161 code for a protein of 386 amino acids.